GCAUUCCUUAGAGUAUAAAAUUGUAGGUUGAGAUUUCUGUCUCUGUGAGCAUAGUUAUUUGUUCAUGGCACAGGAGGGCGUGAUCCCUGUUUUUAUUUCUAUGGGGCUUCCAUAGAGAAGGCAGAGAGAAAUAAUUUCCUUCAGGUUUGGGUCCAUCCGGCAUUUGUUAGGCAAGAGAUUGUCUUGUACAUAGGAGCAAGAGCACAAUGUACCUGGCCUUUUCUUCCCUUGUCAGAAGCUGGGGAUUCUGAGUUUCUUCUAAGCAAUUCUAGGACCAUUUCAUAUUGCACUUACCCAGUCAAAUGAGAACUUGAAUCUACAAUUUUUGAAGAAGGUACUUGAAGAGAAGGACAACAGGGACAAGGACAGGCUGGCAAUGGGAGAGAAUACUGCUGGAAUUAGACCUUUGGUAUCAUCGUGAAAAGGCCUGGAAGAAACGUUGGUUUAUCCUGCGGAGUGGCCGGAUGAGUGGUGACCCAGAUGUUCUGGAAUACUACAAGAAUGAUCACUCCAAGAAGCCCCUGCGCAUCAUCAACCUGAACUUCUGUGAGCAGGUGGAUGCAGGCCUGACCUUCAACAAGAAGGAAUUGCAGGAUAGUUUUGUGUUUGAUAUCAAGACUAGCGAGCGCACCUUUUAUCUGGUGGCUGAGACAGAGGAGGACAUGAAUAAAUGGGUCCAGAGCAUCUGUCAAAUCUGUGGCUUCAAUCAGGCUGAAGAGAGCACAGACUCCCUGAGAAACAUUUCCUCAGCCAGUCAGGGCCCCCGCUCUUCUCCAGCUGAGCUCAGCAGCUCCAGUCAUCACCUGCUCCGAGAACGGAAAUCCUCAGCCCCAUCACACUCCAGCCAGCCAACUUUGUUCACAUUCGAGCCCUCUGUGUCCAACCACGUGCAGCCCACCCUGUCCACCAGUGCACCUCAGGAGUAUCUCUACCUGCACCAGUGCAUAAGCCGGAGAGCAGAGAAUGCAAGGAGCGCCAGUUUCUCUCAGGGCACCAGACAAAAGAGCGACACAGCAGUACAAAAACUGGCCCAGGGCAACGGACACUGUGUUAACGGGGUCAGCGGUCAAGUCCAUGGCUUCUAUAGCCUUCCCAAGCCAAGCCGGCACAAUACAGAAUUCAGAGACAGUACCUAUGACCUUCCCCGGAGCCUGGCCUCCCAUGGCCACACCAAGGGCAGCCUCACAGGGUCAGAGACAGAUAACGAGGAUGUGUACACCUUCAAGAUGCCCAGCAACACCCUGUGCCGGGAGUUUGGGGACCUCCUGGUGGACAAUAUGGAUGUUCCAACCACUCCACUCUCCGCCUACCAGAUCCCCAGGACAUUCACAUUGGAUAAGAACCACAAUGCCAUGGCAGUGGCCGCUCCUGGAGACUCAGCCAUCGCCCCCCCACCCCGGCCCCCCAAGCCAAGUCAGGCAGAAACACCUCGAUGGGGCAGCCCUCAGCAGAGGCCUCCAGUCAGUGAAAGUAGAUCUGUCGCUGCCACCAUCCCCAGGCGCAAUACCCUCCCUGCGAUGGACAACAGCAGACUACAUCGAGCUUCUUCCUGUGAGACCUACGAGUACCCGCCACGCGGUGGAGAGAGUGCAGGCCGGUCUGCCGAGUCCAUGAGCGAGGGAGUCAGUUCUUUCCUGCCAGGGAAAACGCUCGUGGGUCGGUCAGACAGUGCCAGUUCAGAAGAUAACUAUGUGCCCAUGAACCCGGGUUCUUCUACCCUGCUAACCAUGGAGCGGGCAGGUGAUAAUUCCCAGAGCGUCUACAUCCCCAUGAGCCCAGGGCCCCAUCCCUUUGACCCGCUUGGCUACCCAUCCACAGCCCUUCCUAUGCACAGAGGCCCCAGCCGAGGAAGUGAGAUCCAGCCGCCUCCUGUCAACCGCAACCUCAAGCCUGACCGGAAGGCAAAGCCAACACCUCUUGACCUGAGAAACAAUGCUGUCAUUGAUGAGCUCCCCUUCAAGUCUCCUGUCACCAAGUCUUGGUCCAGGGCCAACCACACCUUCAACUCCAGCUCCUCCCAGUACUGCCGCCCCAUCUCCACACAGAGUAUCACCAGCACGGACUCAGGAGACAGCGAAGAAAACUACGUCCCUAUGCAAAACCCAGUGUCUGCAUCUCCUGUUCCCAGUGGCACCAACAGUCCAGCCCCGAAGAAGAGUACUGGCAGCGUCGAUUACCUGGCCCUGGACUUCCAGCCGGGCUCCCCAAGCCCCCACCGCAAGCCAUCCACGUCAUCUGUCACAUCAGACGAGAAGGUGGACUAUGUCCAGGUGGAUAAGGAGAAGACCCAAGCUCUGCAGAACACCAUGCAGGAGUGGACAGAUGUGCGCCAGUCCUCAGAGCCUUCCAAGGGCGCCAAGCUGUGACGUGGGGCCACCAAGCCAGAGAGAGGCCAGGAGGCAGGAGCCCAGCUGGCUCCUCUCCAUCUCCUUCCUCUCUCAGCUCCCUCCCUGCCCCUCCACUUUGCCACUCUUGGCCUUCAAAGCACUUGACAUCAGGGACCCUGACCCUUCCCUGGAAGGUGAGGCCCUGAGGGUACUUCCUCUGCCCACCUGGGGCCCACCUGUGACUUAUCAAUACUGGCUGUGCCUCCACCCACCUUAGUUAGGAGCUAUUGCCAAAAAACCUCCUCCUGGCCUGGAGACCUGACUGUCCACUGAACGCUGGAGGGAGGGCGGGGACUCUGAGCCAGGCUUACCACCUCACGUUCAGCCACAGCCCUCCACCCUCUGUCCUCCUCCUCUGGGCUACCUCUCCUUCAGUCCCAGAAGAGGACAACCCAGGGAGCCGAGGACCAGCAGACCAAAGUGGACGUGGACUUUCUCAUUCCUGUUUUUCUCAACAGGCAAGAGGCAAGGCUGCCAAAAGAUGAAAUUAGUUGAGAUGAAGGUCAGAGGUAAUCUUAAGGGACAAAGGAACUCUGUCCCCAGAAAGAAGGGCAGUUCAUACCUGCCGGGGUCCCCAGUUUCAGGCCAAAGCCACACAGAGCUAGUACUUGGGAGUGGGAGAUGCUGAAGGCUAAAAGACAGAAGGAAGGGAACCCUGGGAAUGAUGGGCAACCAGAACACCAAGAACAGGGCCUGGAGUGGCAAGGACACUGUGCACUCGGGCCCCAGACCUCUGGUGUCACAGGGCACUCUGGGACAGAGAGCAGUCCUUCCGGAGCACCCUGCAGAAGGAGGCCUGGACUGAGCUGGCAACUCGGGGUGUGGGAGCGCCAGCAUGGUAAGGGGGUGAGGGAGGGAAUGCAGUGGAGGUGGAGGUGAUGCAAGGGUCAAGGGGAACCCUGGGGCAAGGGCGUGCCAGGCAUGGGGCAGCGCAGGGACACUGCAGAGGGGAUGGUGCAGCAAGUAAGUUUCUGUGGACUGGGAGGGUGCAGAGGGAGCCUGGUGAUCGGGAGGCAGGGCGUGAGCCACGCAGCAAGUGAGGAAGCACAGCCCGGGGCCUGGUGAAGAGCCCAGGGCAGCUUGUGGGUCUUCAGGAUGGGACGAAGUGAAGGAGUGACACCUUGUACAAGGGCAUUCCUAGGACCGAGGAUGGUGGGUAAAGUAGGGAAGAGUCUAAAUUUCUUAUGUUGAAAGUUAUUGACCAGAUUUUCAAGUUUCAGAGGCAACAGGACAGACCAGUCAUUUCAUUGUGCCCCAGGGUGAGCAGCCCUUCUUCCUCCACAAGUAUGACUCCCCACCACGCUUGGUGCAGGCGGCCCCCACUCAGCCCUGCGCUCCCAGGAGCACGCACACCUCACCAGGCCGACGGCCUGGCGCCUCUCCAGGAAGUCCCAGCCUGGGAGCGGUCCUUGCCUCAACAGUAGCCUGCUCCUGGUGUUAGCUGAACGCAGCUCCAGGAUCAUUUAGGUCACUGAACGUGAGAAGGUCCCAUGAAAAAGGACAAGGACACAAGAUAGACGCUGGUGAAGUGCUAAGGAAAUGAAGACACUUCUCAAGGGGCUGAGGCAGAGUGGGGAGCAGGUGCAGCCAGAGAAGGCGAUUCUAGGAAGAUGAGCCUCUGAGCAGCGGAAGGAAAAGGAACGAAGGGCCUAGGUCCGUCCAGUGGAGGGAGCAGGAGGGAGAGGCUCGGAAAACCUUUCGCUCUGAGGGCAAAAGCAGCUGGAGGGUGGGCACAGACCUCGGAAGUGCCGAGGCCAUACCUCAGUGUCCCCACGGUUAAAUGGUGGCUGUGGCUACCCCAGGCAGGGUUUGCAGGGUGCUGGUUCACUCUGCGCACCCCGACUGUCCCUGUAAGGCUCUCUACAGGGGUCCCACAUGGCUGAGGCUUUAAUUGGUGCUGCCCUGUUGACACAGGGUGCCAUAAAACUGUCAUGUUCUGAAUGUGCCAUGAAGUGAAUGAAACUGGUUGGUCCUCAGACAGGUGUCGAUGCCAGUCAGUCGUAUAGAGGGUUCCCUGCUCUUCGUUUCUGUGACCACCCAAACCCUCAGGAUGCAAGAAUGGGUGAAGAAAGGACCAGAGGAGAGGAGCCUGUGGAGAGCAGAGCUCUGUCUCUCAAGCCCCAAACCACCAGGCGCAUCUAACACACACCCAUUGCCCACCCCCCAAAAGAGGAAGCCAACUCGGUUUAAAAAAAAACAGGUCUUUUGGCCUACGCACAGGUCAAAGUUCACCUCCUGGUGAGACCCCAAAACAGGGACACCUCUCACCUAACAGCCCACACAAGGACUGGUCUUGCCCAGGGCUCUCCACAGGAGCCGCCAUCACCCACCUCCAGCUUCGUACCUACGAGGUCGUCAUACCUGCAAGGGUCAAGAAAGGUCAAGUGGGAACAAAGGAAAGGGACUGUCCACGAGAAGGGAGGCUGGGUCAGGGGGUCCCAGAGCCGCCGAGCUGUGGAAGAGGCUUGGAGGGGAGCUCUCUCCAGGGUCUGGCUUGGCACCCAGAGCAUCAGCCAGUUAACUCAGUCCCCUCCCUAGCUUGAUCUUGGUGACUUCUGCAUUUCACAUCAUUGACCCAAGCCCAUUCUCAGAACAGAAGCACAACCAAGUUUUCAGAGCCCAGGCUCCGUUCUGCUUCUCCCUGCCGCAGAGCUCUAGGCGCGGCCCCAAGCUGUCCCCCCACCCCCACCCCUUUGACAGAGCUCUGGAGGAACGCAGGGGAGUUAGCUCUUCCUUCUGGGCCCUCAGCUGCAAAAGUGUGGGGACUGAGGCUGUCCCCAUGGGGCCAUCUUUUUGGGACUUGCCAAGUUCUGUGGGACCAGCAGGCUCCCUGAAGGGACUGCUGGAGGCGAUGCUGUUCUGUGGUGUCUGGUGGUGCGUGUUCUUGUGUAAUUUGUUGACUACUUGUAUCUUGAAUCUUAGAAUCAUUUCGCACAGAAUUGUCACUAUUUGUUGGGAAGAAAAACUGGGCCAGAAGCAGUCCAGUCUUCUUGUCUUGUUACCAUUUAAAAUUGACAUUUAAUUUUUCAAAUCACUGUUGGUGCCUAAUCAUUUAAGUUAUUAAUUUAUUCUGUUUUCUUUUUUAAAAAUUUGUAACACGUAUUUAUCUUGUGAGCAGGUCUGGGGGUGGGGUGGGAAACAUGUUCAUUUGGGCUGUGUUUUUGCUGUGGUGACACAUGGUACAGGCCUGGAGCUUGCAGGUCCCUUUUUACUGUGGUAUUGGAGCAGGACAACAAUAAAGUCCUUUAGAA
Molecule: messenger RNA, 5638 nt
Organism: Sciurus carolinensis (gray squirrel)
Lineage: Eukaryota; Metazoa; Chordata; Mammalia; Rodentia; Sciuridae
Gene: Gab2
Product: GRB2 associated binding protein 2
Exons: 10
Coding region: 465-2366 (633 amino acids)
Source: RefSeq, a predicted model, not a curated record